CAAGCGCUGCUGUUAGAAAGAAAGGAAAAGGAGGGGGUGAGAAAUGGCAGCUUCAGCCAUGGCAAGCGGAACACUUAAGCUCCUCUGCUCCGCCGUAAGUCACCGUCGUAUGAAUUCCGCUUCACGGGUGAAUGGGUACGUAAAGUUUCUCAUCGACGCCAACAACCGCUCCUCUACUACCUCGUUUCAACGCUCAUUUCCCAUUCGCGCUGUUGAUUCCCAAACCGAUGAAGAAAAUCCAAGUUUCGAUGAACCCAAUUCUGCUUUCAUCACUCAGGAAGAUGUGAGUUACAUGUGGAAAUUAGGUGGUGGUUCAGUGGUGGGUGCAGCCAUUAUCAAGUAUGGAAGCAUACUUUUUCCAGAGCUUACAAGACCAAACAUCAUACAGGCUUUGAUCAUGAUUUUGACGCCGGUUAUUAUUGCCGUUCUUUUGUUGAUAAAGGGAAGUCGUGUUAAGCAAUGAAGCUAAUAUUGCAGGUGGAAGGUCAUUUUCAGUUUCAAGUGAUGCGUUUAAAAUAAAACCUGCAAGGACAAGGAGAGACUUCUUGGUGGCGCAUAUCAUGCUAGGAAUGGUUAAUGGCUUAAAUGAACAAAGUAAGAUGAACUAUUCGUGAUGUAUAAACUCUGUUUAUUUGCGUUUAUUAAGUUCAAUAAAUGAGUACGAAUAAAUUUUUGUUA
Hibiscus syriacus is the source of this 678-nucleotide messenger RNA. RefSeq lists its product as uncharacterized. Bases 44 to 463 code for a protein of 139 amino acids. Lineage: Eukaryota; Viridiplantae; Streptophyta; Magnoliopsida; Malvales; Malvaceae. Gene Ontology annotation, cellular component: chloroplast. The transcript has 2 exons. The record is from RefSeq and is a predicted model, not a curated record.